Varanus komodoensis (Komodo dragon) is the source of this 1014-nucleotide messenger RNA. Its product is annotated as serine protease 27-like. The transcript has 6 exons. Gene Ontology annotation, molecular function: serine-type endopeptidase activity. Bases 1 to 930 code for a protein of 309 amino acids. The record is from RefSeq and is a predicted model, not a curated record. Gene Ontology annotation, biological process: proteolysis. NCBI's taxonomy places the organism in Eukaryota, Metazoa, Chordata, Lepidosauria, Squamata, Varanidae.
AUGUUGAGUCUCUGCUGUUCUCAGAUGGUGCUUCUGCUAUUGCUGAGAGGUGCUGAAAAUAAUUCUGCUCAAAGAGGUUGUGGCUAUCCCCACAUGUUCUCCUCUCGGAUCAUUGGGGGGAAGAAGGCUGACGAAGGAGAAUGGCCCUGGCAGGUCAGCGUGCGAAAGAACAGGUUACACAUAUGUGGUGGAAGCCUGAUUUCAUCCCAGUGGGUGCUGACAGCUGCUCAUUGCUUUGAAGGGUUGCUGAACCUACCUGAGUACAAAAUCAACUUGGGGGAAUACGAUUUGGCCAAACCUGCGCCCAGCAUGGUCUCAUCUGCUGUCAGCCGGAUUAUAGUGCAUCCAUAUUUUGCUGGACUUGGGCUUGGCGCUGAUAUUGCAUUGGUGAGGCUGGAGGAGCCUGUAAAUUUCUCCCAAACCAUCUCGCCUGUCUGCCUUCCAAGCCGUUCAGACUCUGACAUCUUCCCUGCAGGGAUGGCCUGCUGCGUUACUGGCUGGGGCCAAAUCUUGCCAGAAGUCAAUUUGGUAGCUCGGACCUUGCAAGAGGUAGAAGUGCAGAUCAUUGAUGCUGAGCUGUGUAAUGAAAUGUACCGGAAUGAAACUGAUAGCUAUGCUAUGCCAGAGGAUUACACUCUGAUUGACAGCGACAUGAUCUGCGCUGGUUAUCCAGAGGGAAAGAAAGAUGCUUGCCAGGGGGACUCUGGGGGACCCCUUGUCUGCAAGCUGAAUGACACAUGGUAUCAGUCGGGGGUGGUAAGUUUUGGGUAUGACUGUGCCAAGCCCAAUCGCCCAGGAAUCUACACCCGGGUCUCCUCCUUCGUGGAUUGGAUUCAGCGCACCAUUGCACAGAACCGAGCCCCCAGUGCUCCUGAAGCUCCUGCUAUCCUCUCGCUCCUUCUCCUGGUCUUGGCCAAAGUCCUUUCGUGACCCACCUCAGCCUCUCCCACUGCACUUCUGAAGAGCCAUCCUGCCUCAAAAUCAAGAUCAAUGUCUGUGAGACUUUGGGUGGGC